Messenger RNA from Alternaria burnsii, 2253 nucleotides. RefSeq lists its product as uncharacterized. The coding region runs from base 1 to 2253 and encodes 750 amino acids. Lineage: Eukaryota; Fungi; Ascomycota; Dothideomycetes; Pleosporales; Pleosporaceae. The record is from RefSeq and is a predicted model, not a curated record. The transcript has 6 exons.
AUGGCAUCACCGCCACCAGAUCUUCACUUGAUUCCUGCGUUCCCUUCAGAAGCAGCUCAGAAGACUGGCAGAGCAUUCGCUGGAGCCACGCUAGCUCUGCUUGGAAUUGCUCUCGUUGUUUUUGGAGCACGCAUGUGGUCGCGAUGGCGGCCUGUGUAUCGGAUGCAGUUGGACGACUACGCCUGUGCUAUGGCAUACGUAUUGAUAGUGAUCAAUACAAGUCUUUUGCUUGCGGCCAUGCCUUAUACCUUCACACACCGACCGGACACGUUCUUUCUAUUCGACUCGCAAGAAGCAUUCCACAAAGCGUCUAUUGCACAACCGAUCUGGGCAUGGUCUAUGGUAUUCGUCAAAGUGUCGUUUGCUCUGAUGCUUCUCCGCAUCUCACCCUCGAAACCCCUUCGCCGUUUCCUCUGGGGCAUGAUUGUUCUCCAAAUCACACUCGGAGUGUACAACACAUUGGCAACUCUACUUCAAUGCGUUCCAGUCCGAAAAGCAUGGGACCUACUUGGCACAGUACCGGGACGCUGCUGGAGCAGCAAAGCAGUUAGGAUAAGCUCGAUAACAGUAUCCGUGAUACACAUCCUCACCGACUUCAUGCUCGCCCUCCUCCCCAUAUCUUUCCUCCGCCGGAUUCAGCGUCCCAUCCGCGAACGCGUAAUCGUAGGCGCACUAAUGGGCCUCGGUUUCUUUGCGGGCAUAGCUUCCAUCCUAAAGAUCGUCGCUGCCAUGGAUUUUGGUAAGACUGGAGACCAGUUGAACGAAAGCAUCACCAUCGGCAUGUGGUCCGUCAUCGAAGAGCUCGUAGGUUUUAUUGUGAUCUGUGUACCCUGUCUCCGCUCGCCGUUUCAACGCGCACUUCAAUACUGCGGCGUGAUUAGCGUACGUAUCAGACAGCAUACGCUUACCCGCGGCUAUGGGCGCACCUACGAAUCUGACGGGUUGGACAAACGGUAUGUUCGCAGUCAAAGUCAGAGUCGUCUUGCUACUAUUGAGGGAGAUGUCGAGUCGAGCUUCAAGAUGAAGGACUUGGGUACUGAGGCUUCGGAGGAUGAGAUGCAGUGGCGGAACAGUACCCAAGAGACGAGUUCUGGCAGGGGAGAGAUUUGGUGCACAAAGGAGGUCGUCGUGAAACAUGAUCCUAUCAGUCGUGUGCCCUCACACGAACGUAUGCAUGGUGGUGUGGAGGAAGCAUGGAAGGGCACAUCUGUAUCCAAUUCACCGAGUGGCCAGGUCUACUCACCCACCGUGGUUCCCUACAGCCAGUUUCAAUUCCCCCACGAUCCACCUCACUGGCCAAACUAUCCACAUCUUACAUUCCCAAGUUCAUAUCCAAACUUGAACUACCCCCAAGUCCCGUAUCAAGAUCUACACUCACUCAUCAUGGAUCACGGUGAGCACUCGUACAGAAAAGGUGGACAAAAGAUAGGUAAUAAGUCCCUCCUGCUACGCUUUAGCACCUAUUUUAAUCAACCGGACAACUCAGCAUAUGGUCACAAUCCUGCGAGGCCUGUCGAACAGUGCCAGCCUUCGACUCCAGCGCAAAGCUACAGUACUAUAAAUCCCGUCGAACAGCGCCAUGACUCUCUCACUAAGCCUGGCACUGCGAGCGCAUCACCUGAUGGCUCGGUUCCGCCGGGUUGGAAAGGUAGUCGCAUUCCUUCAAACAACGUUCCGAGGAAGGCGCCGCUUGCAGCUCGCUCUUCAGACCAGACCUCUCCUACCACAGCCCGGAAGACUCCGAAAGGAAGGCCGGAAAGGACAGUCAGUGGACCGAUAGAGACUCCGGAGCACAUAACACGAGCCCGGGUGCGCCAACAGCAAUCUUUCGAAUCAUCAUCUGGAGCCUCUAGGCGUGGACUUCUGCAACUCAAUGAUGAGAACCAGGCUGCUGCUCAACCUCCCAUAGGGUUCUUCGCGCCUCCACAGGUAUUACCUUCACCGGCGCCACCGAAACCUGGAAGACUGCGUCCGCGACACACCUACGAAGUACCCACAGAGUUGGUAGGCACGAAGACCGCACUAGGUCCGGAUAACUGGGAUAAAUACGUAUAUCUCAUGGAACGACUUCAUUACAACGAAAUCAGCGCCCACGAGUUCGACAGUCGCGCUAAAUCCAUCUUCCAGGUUUUUGGUGAGAAGACGCGAAAGAAGCUGAACAAUAUUCUGGUAAUGAAGAUGAUAUUGCCACGCCUUGAAGAGAUUGAGUUGGAAGGCAGGGGACAAACCACUAAGAGUGUGGAGAACAACUAG